Anisakis simplex (herring worm) is the source of this 588-nucleotide messenger RNA. Lineage: Eukaryota; Metazoa; Nematoda; Chromadorea; Rhabditida; Anisakidae. The record is from the annotation of a GenBank genome assembly.
GACAAUAAGCAAGAAGCACAAGCUACGAUUAGUGUGACCGAUGGAAAUGAGUUGCAAACCAGUCAAGUGGAAGAUGACUCCACGGUGAUCAAAAAGACCGAAACUGAGUCAGUUGUUGACAGUACCGAGACGGUGCAGCCAUCGGGCGACGUGUCGAAACAUGAAGAGGAAACUUCAAGCGAAAUAGCAAAGGAGAUGCCGAUUGAUGUGGAACACAAAAGUGAAGAUUCGGAUUCAGAAGAUGAAGAAAUUGAUGUGGUGAACGAUAGCGGCGAUGAACAGAUUAAUACGUUGCUGAAGAAAUGUGAAGAAAAUUCGAACGGAAAUGAAGAAUUGAAAUUUGAUGAUGAGUAUUUGGCAAGUUUGUGUGAGAGUGAGCGAAACGGUUUUCGUGAAUUGUUGUUGUAUAUGAGGAAGAAUUUGCGAUUCCGUACGAAACUACAGCCAUCCGAAGCGAUCACCGAUUGUGACAGAUUGCUGAUUACUUUUGAGGCUGUACUCAAUCAUGAAAUUGAUGCGCAGAAACUAGUGGAGAUUCAGAACAAACAGAAAUUGGCCAAAGAUUUGGUUUGCUUCACUCUAUUGUAG